Messenger RNA from Maniola jurtina (meadow brown), 2556 nucleotides. RefSeq lists its product as uncharacterized. Lineage: Eukaryota; Metazoa; Arthropoda; Insecta; Lepidoptera; Nymphalidae. Gene Ontology annotation, biological process: DNA integration. The coding region runs from base 471 to 2321 and encodes 616 amino acids. Gene Ontology annotation, molecular function: nucleic acid binding. The transcript has 2 exons. The record is from RefSeq and is a predicted model, not a curated record.
CAGUUCAGACUGCACUAAAGGAGGGAUGCUUUAAUUUAAGAAAAUUUCGAUCAAAUUUACCUAGUGUCUUUCAAGACUCAAACUUAAAUCUAGAAGAGAAUCUUUGUCUUAGCAAUUCUACGAGCGCAUUAGGCUUGGGUUGGGAUCCAAAAACCGACCUAUUGAAUUUUUCAUGUCAGAUUCCUUCCGAACAAGGCGAAAUUACGACCAAACGCCAAAUAGUUUCCAAUACCUGUAAGAUUUUUGACCCACUAGGGGUACUAUCACCUGCAACUAUACAAGCCAAAAUUUUAAUCCAAAAACUAUGGGUUCUCAAAGUAGAAUGGGACCAACCAGUUCCGAACGAUCUUUUAAAAGAAUGGAAGCGAACGCGAGCAAAUAUAGACAUUUUAUUCACGAUAGAAAUCCCGCGAUAUGUACUCUGUGAUAAUCAUAUUAAGGUCGAACUUCAUUCGUUUUGCGACGCUUCCAUGAGUGCGUAUGGCGCUUGCAUUUAUUUAAAAUCGAUCGACGCGUUAGGUAAGCCGAGCGUUCAUUUAUUGUGCUCGAAGUCGAGGGUAGCUCCGGCCGGGAAGCCCAUGACGAUUCCACGUCUAGAGUUGUCCGCGGCACAGCUUGCAGCUAGACGUCACGUACCUACAGAUCUGAACCCGGCGGAUAUGAUAUCUAGGGGAAUCGAUGCUAUUCACUUAAAAAAUUCGAAACUAUGGUGGAACGGCCCUGAAUUCCUACUUAGGGAGGAAAAUCAGUGGCCCACUAACAUUAAUCUUAAGGCUGUCGACGAAACUUUACCCGAGUUAAAAACUCACUCAGCUACAAUUACCAUUGAACCAGAACUAGUCAAAUUCGAAAACUAUUCAAAUUUAAGCAGAUUGAAACGUAGCUUCGCGUACGCACGAAGGUUUAUAAAUAAUUGUAAAAACCCAGCUUCAAGGCGCGCGGGCAACCUAACGUUAUCUGAGUUAAAUGAAUCGUUUAUGCAACUCGUUGUUUUUAGUCAGAAACAUUCCUUUCAAAACGAAUAUAAUUGUCUUUCAAAAAACUUACCUAUCAAUACUAAAAGCAAGCUCUCAUCCCUCAGUCCCUUCCUAGACAAAAACAAAGUCAUGCGUGUUGGAGGAAGGCUCGAUUCGUCCGAGUACGAAUACGAAAAGAGACAUCCAAUCAUAUUGGACGGGAAACAUACGCUAACGAAGUUGUUAUUCCGCUACGAGCACACGCGUCUAUUGCACGCGGGGCCGCAAACGUUACUGUAUUCUAUUAGAGAAGCUAUGUGGCCAAUGGGGGGAAGAGUUUUAGCUAGACGUACGGUCCGCGAUUGCGUAACGUGCAGGCGUCACCAGGGUCAUACUAUGACUCCUUUAAUGGGGAAUUUACCUGCGCAGCGGGUGAUGCCUGCAUUUCCAUUCCAGACUGUUGGCAUUGACUUCGCGGGUCCGUUCUCGAUAUUGAAUAGAAAGGGUCGGGGUGCAAAGACUUCUAAGGCCUACUUAUGUCUUUUUAUCUGCUUCCGCUACAAAUGCGUACACUUAGAAGCCGUAAGUGACCUAUCUAAAGACGCCUUGAUCCUCGCUCUUCGGCGAAUGAUCUCAAGGCGAGGAAAACCCUUGGAAAUCUUUUCUGAUAAUGGCCGAAAUCUGGUAUCCGCUGCCAAGGAAAUUACUCAAUUCUUGAAAUCCAAUCCCGUCAUUUCUGACUUUGCAGCUGACGAACAAAUAAAAUUUUCUUUCAUACCCGCAUAUGCCAAACAUUUCGCGGGAAUUUGGGAGGCUGGAAUCAAAUCCGCCAAGCAUCAUAUUAAAAGAUAUUUAGGUCAUAAUAAUCUAACCUUUGAGGAAUUAAGUACUCUUUUUUCGCAAGUGGAGGCUAUUCUGAAUAGUCGCCCCUUAUAUCCCAUGUCUUCCUCUCCUGACGAUCUUCUCCCUCUUUCCCCAGGACACUUCCUGAUUGGACGGCCUCUGACUGCGCUGCCGUCACCGAAUUUCGAAGACUUCAGUUCCAACAGCCUCGACCGCUAUUCGAGGCUCGAAAGGGUGCGUCAACAGUUUUGGCGUCGCUGGCAAAGAGACUACAUCAGCGAACUUCAACAGCGCAUCAAAUGGCGUACGAACCGAGGAAGACUAAACGUGGGAGAUCUUGUACUACUACAAGAGGAUAACAUCGCACCUCUCAACUGGCGUCUCGGCAGGGUCACCGCUCUGUACCCCGGAACUGACGGAAUUUCCAGAGUCGCCGAUGUCCGAACUGCGAGAGGAGUGGUGCGUAGGGCUCUGACUAGCAUUUGCCCCUUAUUUUCUCCAGAUGAACUUUUUUCCUCUUAAACGACGUUUAAGAGGGGGGGAAUUUAUGUUAACGCUUUUUAUUAUAGUGAAAGACUAUAGCGAAGUUGAUAGUGCGUGCAUGUGCCUACUAUUUGCGUUCGUAAUGUAGAUCGUACCUUAAUUACUUAUCUGUGGUUAAUAAUUGUCAAAAUGUCUACUAAAAUGUAAAUGUGUAUAAAAAUGUAGGUAACUGUCACUUGAAAAACCGUUGGAAUACACUCACUACGCUGAAGAU